AUGUCGUCCGAUUCCUCUGCCAGCGGCACGCUGCCUUGCGGUCACUUCAGCGUCUACAAUCUCGGUGCAGACUCUCUCGAGCUUGAGCUCUUUGUCACCUCUGGCUGCAUUCCAUCGUCUCUCCGGUUUGUCAUCUAUCUCUUGAGUCUGUUCGUCUUUCUGGCGAUAUUCAUCUUUGGCAUCUACAAGAUCCGGAAGCGAUUUCAAAUGGCCCCCGGGUUCGCCAAGCAGCCAGGGUUUCCGAUUACAUGUCUGAGUCUCGGGACGUGCGCUUUCUUGAUUGUGAUCCAUGUGAUUCUGCUCUCCGGAACCGCCCUGUUCUUGAUCCCGGUGCUCUUUGGAUGCGUAUGUGUUUGUGCACAGAUGAUCGGAAGCCUUGGUCUCAUAAUGCUCGUCAAGCUGACCGAGGGCACCGGCAACAGCGUCGACAGCCCAAAGCGAACAGAGACGCGUGCUCAAAUGAUGGAUGAGCUCGGCAAGAACAUGUUCCGAAACGUCCUUGCCACCGACAUCCUGUCCCAAAUCGUCUACAUGAGUUUGUACAUAGCAAGUGCCAGUUACUACAACAGAAGAGAGCUGCAGGUUCCCCUGUUUGUCGCUGGCCUUAUUGUCAGCAACCUCAAUCUUUGCUUCCAUGUCUUUACCGUCCGGCAUUUCUUCCAAAAGUUCUUGAGCAACUUUACACCCGAGGAGCUUGCCAGCGGCACGAGCCGGCUUGCAAAGAUCGCACAAAAGAUCCGCAAGUCUGUCGACGAAGUCUUCCAGAGCUCGCUGCUCUUGCUGGUGGUCUACUUUGCCGUCGUCGCUUGGGCCCUGGCGACCCUGACUUCGACCGAGGGCAUGAAAUGGAGCAGCAUCUUCAUGAACAUCUUCAACCUGCUCUGCUUCCCGAUCGUCGCUCUCAAACCCUUGAUUGUGCACACGAGCCCGGAGCGCAAGGAAACCGCGCCCACGGCUGUUGUCGUCGGUCCUGGUCAGGUCGGCCCGGGUCCUACAGCCAAACCCAAGGACAAGUCGGCCGGGAGCAGCUCGCUUUCCAGCGAUCCCGUGAAACCCAAACAGCCGACGGGCGACAUAGCCGGCUCCACCGGCGCUUUGUCGGCAUCAGGACCUGUCAAUCCAUUCACCGAUAGCACCCUCGGUCGAAUGAAAGACCCAGGGCUCCCCGAUGAACGUGGUGGACUCUGUCCGGAUGCCUCGCUGAGACCAGAUGCCGUCGGCAAGGGAUCCACGCCCAGCGGAUUUGACUCGUCGGCGCCGACAGUAUUCUCGACAGACUCCUGA
This is a messenger RNA of Polychytrium aggregatum, 1284 nucleotides long. RefSeq lists its product as uncharacterized. The record is from RefSeq and is a predicted model, not a curated record. Lineage: Eukaryota; Fungi; Chytridiomycota; Chytridiomycetes; Polychytriales. The transcript has 8 exons. Bases 1 to 1284 code for a protein of 427 amino acids.